Salvelinus fontinalis (brook trout) is the source of this 5149-nucleotide messenger RNA. RefSeq names its product zinc finger protein 205-like. NCBI's taxonomy places the organism in Eukaryota, Metazoa, Chordata, Actinopteri, Salmoniformes, Salmonidae. Gene Ontology annotation, cellular component: nucleus. The coding region runs from base 242 to 2044 and encodes 600 amino acids. The transcript is spliced from 7 exons. The record is from RefSeq and is a predicted model, not a curated record.
UGCCAACCCCCCAUUUAAAAACCACUGAAGAAGAAGCGUAAACGGAAGUGAACAGGAAAAAUUUACACGUUAGCGGUUUUUGUUGUUAUUUAGACGUUUAUUAACACCCUGGAACUCAAAAUGCCACAUUGAACUCCACGGCAUCACCCACUUACCCGAUAUAGUGUUUAAUUCGCGUUUGAGACAGGACUUGGUUGAUAGAUGUUAUCUAGGUAACGCGGACGUUAGCUAGCUGCUAACAAUGGCUAACUGUAUUGCUGUCCACACUCAAAUAGCCUCCAUUAUGGAGGUGCUAGCGAAUGCAGCCGUGGCAGAGGUCUGUAAACUCGUAGACGACGAUUAUGCAGUGUUUCGUUUGGAAAUAACUCAAAGCCAGAAAGAAAACAGGUCAUUGCGGAGGAAACUACAGCUACUGGAACUUAAGGUGGCACGGGAGCGCGUCCUCACCAGUCGUCCCAAGAUCCUCGACCGAUAUAGAGGAAUGGCAAGAGGUGAUGGACAUCUCACUGGAGGCCACAGGAGCUUUGUGAAGCCAGCAGGACACAAUACAUGGAGCGAUGACCAGCCAAUCACUGUUGAUGAGGGGAGUGGAACCUCAACCCAGCACGUUAUUAUGAUAGAGUCUGCAGAUGCAGAGGCUGCAGGUCCUGGGGUCAAGCAGGAGAGGUCUGAAGGAGAGGAGGACCCAACACACAGCAGAGACAUCCAGACUGGUGCGGCUGGAAAGCACCUUGUAGCCACCGAGGACCUUGCCACCACUUCCGCACCCCAGGCCUGGACCCAACGCAGCAUCACAGAGGAUGAGGAAGUGCUUCUGGUGAAGGAGGGUCUGGGGAACCCUGAGGGGACCAUGGUCACGGAGGACAACCAGACUACACCUCCUGAAUCCACAGAGUCAGUAGACAUGGAGGAUGGGAGGCCUGAUCUGCUGAUAGUCAAAGUGGAGACAAUAGAAGAUGAACCAGAGAGCAUUGACCUGCUGAGUGGACUAAAGAUGGGAGAGCAAGGUGGUUGGCUGGAGCCUAACAAGGGAGACUGGGCGGCCAUCUUGGAUUCCCAGCCGGGUGCAGCCAAGGGCCCAGGGGACCAUGUCACUGAGCAGGGCGAGAUAAUGGAGUCUGCAUUCCAUGAAGACCAGCUCAUGUCCGGUGUUGCUGACGGGAGAGACUGGACCUCUGCAGCGGUUGGUCACAAACCCUGGCCACGGAUCAGGACUCUGGAUCAGGAGCCGUCACUCUUCCUUCCCGAGUCGCAACUAGGACCCAACCGUGAGGGACAGAGACUCCACCACCACACAGAACACAACCAGUGGACAGGUGGACUGAACAACCCCAGUCCUGGUGGUCAUCAGAGAGGCAGAGACUCCAGUCUGCAGCCCAGACCCUUCUCUUCACAGUGUCAGUGCAGGGAUGAAGCAGGGCCUGGGGCUGAUAGAGAUAGACCCUCCUGUUCCUAUGAUACAAACACCACAGUAUCCAUGAUGAAAAGAUCCGGUCACCCUGGGCUUCAGCCUUCACAGAGCGUGAUGGGAGAUGCUCCUGGUGGUAAUCUUUCAGGAACUCUGUCUUCUUCAGGGUCUCGUCUAAUGCCUGCUGACUGGGUUCAUAGAAGACCUGGACCUGGGUCUAGUCUUCCUCAGCUACCUCAUGGUUACCCCACCAAUAGAGACAGGGUCAGGAUGGACGUUCACCACGAGAAAUACCUAGCCUAUAACACAGCACACAAUCCCAACAACACCCAAACAAUGGCUAGAGGUCAAGGAGGAAGCUCAAAGACUAACCACCUGAGGGUGGUGGCUCCUGCUUCUUCCUCCUCUGGUGUCAUUGGGUCACAACGUGUAAGGCCGAGCAUUAGGACGGACGCCGACAAGCCGUACGCCUGCCUCACGUGUGGGAAGCGCUUUGCUGAGGCGAACUAUGUGAAGAAGCACCAGACUGUUCACACCAAGGAGAGGCCCUUCAAGUGUAAGCUGUGUUACAAGAGCUUCUCCUUCCAGAAUAACCUUAUCAGACAUAGGAGUGUCCACAAUGGGAAGAAAUCGUAGAAGUGUGUGAGAUGUACGCAGGGGAUAUCUGGGAACCAUUCUUUAGUUGACAAACACUACAUGACCAAAGCUAUGUGGACACCCCUUCAAAUUAGUGGAUUCGGCUAUUUCAGCCACACCUGUUAAUGAGAGGUGUAUACAAUCGAGCACACAGCCAUGCAAUUUCCAUAGACAAACAUUGGCAGUAGAAUGGCCCGUACUGAAGAGCUCAGGGACUUUCAACGUGGCACCAUCACAGGAUGCCUUUCCAACAAGUCAGUUCAUCAAAUUUCUGCCCUGCUAGAGCUGCUCCGGUCAACUGUAAGUGCUGUUAUUGUGAAGUGGAAACGUUUAGGAGCAACAACGGCUCAGCCACGACGUGGUAGGCCACACAAGCUCAGAAAACGGGAGCGGGGAGUGCUGAAGCUCGUAGCGCAUAAAUUGUCGGUCCUUGGUUGCAACACUCACUACGAGUUCCAAACUGCCUCUGGAAGGAACGUCAGCACAAAUACUGUUCAUCAGGAGCUCCAUGAAAUGGGAUUCCAUGGCUGAGCAGCCGCACACAAGCCUAAGAUCACUAUACUCAAUGCCAAGCGUCAGCUGGAGUGGUGUAAAGCUCGCCGCCAUUGGACUCUGGAGCAGUGGAAACGCGUUCUCUGGCGUGAUGAAUCACCCUUCACCAUCUGGCAGUCCAAUGGAUGAAUCUGGGUUUGGUGGAUGCAGGGAGAAUGCUACCUGCCCAAAUGCAUAGUGCCAACUGUAAAGUUUGGUGGAGGAGGAAUAAUUGUCUGGUGCUGAUGAUUCUUUGCUUCCAACUUUGUGGCAACAGUUUGGGGAAUGCCCUUUCCUGUUUCAGCAUGACAAUGCCUCUCUGCACAAAGCGAGGUCCAUACAGAAAUGGUUAGUCAAGAUCAGUGUGGAAGAACUUGACUGGCCUGCACAGAGCCCUGAUCUCAACCCCAUCGAACACCUUCGGGCUGAAUUGGAACGCAGACUGCGAGCCAGGCCUAAUCGCCCAACAUCGGUGCCGGACCUCACUAAUGCUUUUGUGACUGAAUGGAAGCAAAACCCUGCAGCAAUGUUCCAACAUCUAGUGGAAAAGCAUUCCCUGAAGAGUGGAGGCUGUUAUAGAAGCAAAGUGGGGUCCAACUCCAUAUUAAUGCCCAUGAUUUUGGAAUGCAAUGUUUGACGAGCAGGAAUCCACAUACUUUUGGUCAUGUAGUGUAUUAUAGUUAUGUGAAGUGUAUAGGGGUAAGAGUUUUUUUUGUUGAUUACUAGGUCCAUCGUUUGAGUGUCUGGGUACGCUCAUAUUCUUAUAUGAUACAGACUUGUUGUUUGGUGUGCUGGCAUAGCCUAAACACUGUCAUGUUAUAUUCCUCCUCUGAAUUUGGUUUUGCCAAUGUUCAAUUCAUAACAAAUACCCCCCACCCCGGGGCCUCCCGAGUGGCGCAGUGGUCUAAGGCAGUGCAUCACAGUGCUAGCCGUACCACUUAGAGAUUCUGGGUUUGAGUCCAGGCUCUGACAAGGAAUAUCCUUGUCCCAUCGCGCACUAGUUACUCCUGUGGGGAGCCGGGCGCAAUGCACGCUGACACGGUCACCAGGUGUACGAAACACAACCCAACCAAGCUGCACUGCUUCUCGACACAAUGCCCAUCCAACCCGGAAGCCAGCCGCACCAAUGUGUCGGAGGAAACACCGUACACCUGGCGACCGUGUCAGCGUGCACUGCGCCCGGACCGCCACAGGAGUCGCUAGUGCGCGAUGAGACAAACAUAUCCCUGCCGGCCAAACCCUCCCUAACCCGGAUGACGCUGGGCCAAUUGUGCUCCGCUCGGGAGGCCCCUGCCACUUGAUUCAUGAUGACUGCUAGCUAACAUUCCAAUCAAAACUACUGUAGAUAUAACGUGAUUUGACAUUUUAUCUGUAGCCAAUGACCUUGAGCCUUCUUGGAUGGGCACUUCUAAUGUAACUCUAUGGCAGCACCCAAGGGGAUUGAAUUUUCGAGCUCUACCCUUAGAUUUGGCCGUGACGUAGUGUCCAUAAGUGACUGAACACUGAGCCAAUCACGGUGCAACUAGAGAACAUUACCAACCCCUACGCUCCAUAUUUUCAGCUGGCUGCCCCACCACCACAGAAAGCACUGAGCUAGGCUGAAACACCUGCAUUUUGGAGCUGCCUUGCUCAAGAAAGCAAAAAAAAAAGAGACCAUGUUUGUAAGGAGGCUUUAUUAACAUUUUCUUUUUAUUGCAAACAAUGUAAAAUAAAAAAAUAACUGAUAUGUGACAUGUAUCAAUGCCAAAAUAACAUUCAACCCUGUUUAUUUGUAGCAAAACAUGUGGGGCUCAAAACAAAACCGCUUUACUGAUGACAUUUUGCACAGGCAGUCUUUACAUUAUUUUGGAAUCGAGUUUUCUCCACAGGUCCCUAAACCUCCUUGCUCCGCGAGCGAAGUUGAAGUCGAAAAGACAACUUUACCGGUGUCAACUAUAUUAGCCUAGGCUAACAGUGAUGCAUGCAUUCGAUUUAUGCCAUUACUCUGGUGAGUACUGUUUUAUUUAGUCUUCUAAGGCAACACGUUAUGACAGGAGAAGCUUCAUGUAUCUAACUGUAGACAAGCAGAUGAAAACAUCACACAACACCCAUGACAGCCUACUAUGUGAAACUGAGCCUGGCAGACCGCGAAAAAAAACAACUUUAAACGGCAUAAGAUUUUACAUGCCACUGUAUCCCGUCUAAAAUCAACAUAACCUAUAGCCGGAUUUCUCAUAAUCGGGAUAUGAGUUUAUCCGGGAUAUUGUAAACGGGACGUGAUGUUUAUAUGCCUCAACUCAAAAACAGAAUACUUGAGUAUCUUCAAAAAUAACGGGAUAUUAUUGCGCAUAUAAAUGUAACUUUUUCGAGCAGAAGAAAUAUGAGACGCAUAUGCAUAACCAUGGUAGUAAUUGAAAGGGAACACAGGAGAUUAUGGGGAAAUGCAGACCAAAGGUGACAACACAACGGUUUACCUGACAAGACUGAAUCCAAACAUUACACUGGAUUUUAUGUGCAUUUGACAUUUACUGUACUUUCUGCCGCAUCUGUCUAAUGAAAUCUUAUGACUAAAGGAAAGAGCUUUCAAUUAUUAAA